This is a messenger RNA of Pseudomyrmex gracilis, 3028 nucleotides long. RefSeq names its product protein sel-1 homolog 1 (gene Hrd3). The coding region runs from base 693 to 2978 and encodes 761 amino acids. Gene Ontology annotation, cellular component: endoplasmic reticulum membrane. The record is from RefSeq and is a predicted model, not a curated record. The transcript is spliced from 6 exons. Gene Ontology annotation, biological process: ERAD pathway. NCBI's taxonomy places the organism in Eukaryota, Metazoa, Arthropoda, Insecta, Hymenoptera, Formicidae. Gene Ontology annotation, molecular function: protein binding.
AAACCUACUGUUUACUGCUUCUUCGAUUAUAUAUUUCUCAGGACAACAAGUGGUAACAAAAGUAUCCUCUCGUAUUUUAUUGCUUUAUCGCGCACACUAUACUUAUUAGCUUUCUUGCUACAAGCUCAACAUUCUAGAAACGACGACGUUUCGAAAAAUUAUAUCAGUAAACGUGAGAUUUUGUUUCUGUUUUUGUCCGUGUUUUUUAUAAACAAUUGAUAUUGAUACUCUGCGCCCGGUAAGGUGUAAACAGCCGCAUUUGCGUCAAGGAGAAUCGGCGCGCGCCUUUGUUAUGGCGAUUACGUACUUUUAGCACAAACAGCUGAUUCGGCGAGUGUUUUCCCGCGUGGUGUGUGCGUGUAAUGCACGUAUGCGCGAUUCGUGUGGCGGUGCGACGAAUUAAAAAAUUUCGCGAGAAGUGGUCGAUUUUUCGCAGGUGUCCCCGGUACGGUCCGUUGACACGAGGAGCAUUUCGUUUGAAAUAAGAUUCAUUGACGUGUCCUAAAUGACGUAAUUGGUUGACGAGACGGAGAAACGGCAUUCUCACGAAUGUCCACGUACGUAUCAGGUGCGAUCAAUUGCGCGCUUUGCGGUGCCCUGAGAGGGCGAUGAGCACACGUUCUAAGGUCACGUUACCACCGGUGUUGAUUUUGUAAUGAGACUCCGCGUUUGAAUACCGUCCGCCGACAACCAUGGAGUCCAACAGGGGAGUCGUGUUGCUGUUGUUCCUGGCGUUUUUCCUGUCGUGCACCGCGGAAUUGGGCAGCGGCGCGAAAAAGCGCGGUGACAUCACGCAGAAGUCAAACUCCAACGAGGAAACCGAAAAAGAGGAGGACAUCACCGUCGAAGAGAUCGAGAAUACGUUUGAGCAGCUGCGCGAACUCGGUGCUCUGCACGAUACGAUACUGAAGCUUGCGAUUGCUGAUCCGAUUCACGAGAAGAUCGGCAAGCAGAUCAGCAAGAAGGAUGGUGCCGAGAGCAAGACGGAGACCACCAGCAAAGAGACUUUGGACAACUCAGCGGUGAAGAAUGUGUGGUCCAUGAUAAGCCAAGCGAAAGACAUAGAGCCUCUGGAUAUCAGAGGAAGGCAUUUGGAUGAGGAAGAUAUAGAAUCCUGGGAUGAGGAUGUGUAUGAAUUGGAGGAGGAGAUUCAAGAACCAUUGUCACCUGAAGAGCAAGCAGCUGAGCAACUAUACAAGAAUGCGCAAACCAUUUUGGGUGCAAUGCGCGCUAACAAGUCCGAGGGCUACCAGUUGCUUAUCGAGGCGGCAAAGUUGGGUCACCGAGAAGCCAGAUCUAUGUUGGCUUGGGCGAGAUUACUCGGAAGUCGCUUGGGUUCUACUACCUUGAGAGUAUCUGUUGAUAAUAUUCCCAGUAUAUUUGAGACGUUCAAGGAGCUUGCUGAUACUGGACUCCCAUCUGCUCACAUGGGACUUGGAUUCUUGUAUGCUACUGGUAUUGGCGGCGUUAACGCAUCUCAAGCAAAGGCAUUACUCCACUACACUGUGGCUGCUCUGGGCGGAGACACGCGGGCGCAGAUGGUCAUGGGUUAUCGGAAUUGGGCGGGUGUAACGACGCCUACUUCGUGCGAGCGAGCACUGGACUUCUAUCGAAAAGUCGCGAAGAAAGUCGCGGAGGAAGUAUCGCUGAGCGGCGGUCCGGUCGUGCAGCGAGUGCGAUUGUUGGACGAACACGAGAAUCCGGGUUACAGUUCCGGGAUCUUCGAUCAGGAUUUGAUAGAGUACUACCAGUUGUUGGCUAAGAAGGGCGAUACUCAGGCGCAAGUCGGUCUCGGUCAGCUUCAUUAUCAGGGUGGUAGAGGAGUGCCUUUGGAUCACGAAAGAGCUGUGCAGUACUUCCAACAAGCUGCCGACGCCGGCAAUCCAGUAGCGAUGGCUUUCCUCGGAAAGAUCUAUUUGGAAGGAAGCGAAAUUAUCAAGCAAGACAACGAAACAGCAUACAAAUUUUUCAAAAAAGCCGCCGAACUGGGCAAUCCAGUUGGCCAAAGCGGAUUGGGUCUCAUGUAUCUGUAUGGAAUGGGAGUAAAGAGAAACACUAAUAAGGCGUUGGCGUACUUCACUCAAGCAGCAGAGCAAGGCUGGGUUGAUGGACAGUUGCAAUUAGGCAAUAUGUACUUCAGUGGUAUAGGCGUGAAACGAGAUUACAAAAUGGCAAACAAGUUUUUCAAUUUAGCCAGUCAAUCUGGUCAUGUGUUGGCUUACUAUAAUCUCGCACAGAUGCACGCCACUGGUACCGGACUGAUGAGAAGUUGUCCGACAGCUGUGGAAUUGAUGAAAAACGUCGCCGAACGAGGAAAAUGGAGCGACCAGUUGAUGGUGGCGCAUAACGAUUACCGAGAAGGCAGAAUAAACGAGGCGUUCUUAAAUUACGCUCUUUUCUCCGAGAUGGGUUACGAGGUCGCGCAGAGUAACGCGGCAUUUAUCUUAGACAGAGGAGAGACUGACGUUUUGUCGGAAGAGGAAGGCUUGAUCAGAGCUCUGGCGUUGUGGGCGCGUGCUGCCGCGCAAGGAUAUUCCGCGGCUCAGGUUAAACUCGGUGACGCGCAUUACUACGGCAGAGGAACGAAGAUCGAUUACGAGGCCGCCGCGAGUCACUACCGUUCAGCUUCCGAUCAGGAACAGAACGCCCAAGCUAUGUUUAAUUUAGGAUACAUGCACGAGCGUGGUUUGGGCCUGGCCAAGGAUCGUCACCUGGCCAAACGGUGCUACGAUCUGGCCGCGGCGUCCAGUCCGGACGCACGAAUACCCGUAGCGCUGGCUCUGAUAAAGCUCUCCUUCCUCUUCGGUCUGGAUUACAUACAAGAAUUCAGUUUAGUCGAUCAGUUGGACAAGUGGGAUCAACUGCUCGGACAAAACUGGGAUUUGUAUCUUAUCGGAUUUCUCACAGGAAUGCUUAGUCUUAUUGUAUACUUCCGCAGACCACAGCCACCUCCCCCACCGAGACCUCCUGUUAACUAAAUUUAAAUUUUGUACUUUCGAUUCAACUCUAUUGCGUAUAUAUAUAUAUA